Molecule: messenger RNA, 411 nt
Organism: Hyalella azteca
Lineage: Eukaryota; Metazoa; Arthropoda; Malacostraca; Amphipoda; Hyalellidae
Product: vitamin D3 hydroxylase-associated protein-like
Exons: 4
Coding region: 1-384 (127 amino acids)
Biological process (GO): fatty acid catabolic process
Molecular function (GO): amidase activity; fatty acid amide hydrolase activity
Source: RefSeq, a predicted model, not a curated record
AUGGGUCAUUUCCGGCGCUGUCGGUUUAGGAGCUGUUGGGUUAUAUUAUUGGACAAGCUGGCCCCAGACGAGAGACGUGCCCUGCACGGGCUGCCCCUCAGCGUCAAAGAGAACGUCAUGGUCAAGGGCUUGGACUGCACGCUGGGGCUGCUCAAGAAGGUGGGUCAGCCCGCCCCUGUGGACGCAGAUGUCGUCACGGUCCUCAAGGAGCUCGGGGCCGUGCCCUUCGUGAAGACCAACGCGUCGCAGCUUUGUAUCAGCCCUGGCUGCUCGAACCCUCUGUGGGGCGCUGCACGACAUCCGCUCAACGCAGCGAGGACCCCUGGCGGCUCCUCUGGCGGUGAAGGGGUUCUCAUCAGAGACGGAGAUCGUUGUUACAGAUAGGACGUAAAUUAUGAUAUUUCAUCAAAU